Rhinopithecus roxellana (golden snub-nosed monkey) is the source of this 1611-nucleotide messenger RNA. RefSeq names its product keratin 17 (gene KRT17). The record is from RefSeq and is a predicted model, not a curated record. Gene Ontology annotation, molecular function: structural molecule activity. The transcript is spliced from 8 exons. NCBI's taxonomy places the organism in Eukaryota, Metazoa, Chordata, Mammalia, Primates, Cercopithecidae. The coding region runs from base 159 to 1457 and encodes 432 amino acids. Gene Ontology annotation, cellular component: keratin filament.
CCCAGGGGAAUGGAAACAGAGGAGCAAGCCUGUUGUAAUCGCUACGCCCACUUGGUGGCCUAUAAAGGAAGCGGGCAAACCCUGGCAGCCCUACACACCUUGGGGCCCCUCUCCUCUCCAGCCCUUCUCCUGUGUGCCUGCCUCCUGCUGCUGCCACCAUGACCACCACCAUCCGCCAGUUCACCUCCUCCAGUUCCAUCAAGGGCUCCUCCGGCCUGGGGGGUGGCUCAUCCCGCACCUCCUGCCGGCUGUCUGGCGGCCUGGGUGCCGGCUCCUGCAGGCUGGGAUCUGCUGGAGGCCUGGGCAGCGCCCUCGGAGGUAGCAGCUACUCCAGCUGCUACAGCUUUGGCUCUGGCGGUGGCUAUGGCAGCAGCUUUGGGGGCGUUGAUGGGCUGCUGGCCGGAGGUGAGAAGGCCACCAUGCAGAACCUCAAUGACCGCCUGGCCUCCUACCUGGACAAGGUGCGCGCCCUGGAGGAGGCCAACACUGAACUGGAGGUGAAGAUCCGUGAUUGGUACCAGAGGCAGGCCCCGGGGCCCGCCCGUGACUACAGCCAGUACCACAGGACAAUCGAGGAGCUGCAGAACAAGAUCCUCACAGCCACCGUGGACAAUGCCAACAUCCUGCUGCAGAUCGACAAUGCCCGUCUGGCUGCUGAUGACUUCCGCACCAAGUUUGAGACGGAGCAGGCCCUGCGCCUGAGCGUGGAGGCCGACAUCAAUGGCCUGCGCAGGGUGCUGGAUGAGCUGACCCUGGCCAGAGCCGACCUGGAGAUGCAGAUUGAGAACCUCAAGGAGGAGCUGGCCUACCUGAAGAAGAACCAUGAGGAGGAGAUGAACGCCCUGCGAGGCCAGGUGGGCGGUGAGAUCAAUGUGGAGAUGGACGCUGCCCCAGGCGUGGACCUGAGCCGCAUCCUGAACGAGAUGCGUGACCAGUAUGAGAAGAUGGCAGAGAAGAACCGCAAGGAUGCCGAGGAUUGGUUCUUUAGCAAGACAGAGGAACUGAACCGCGAGGUGGCCACCAACAGCGAGCUGGUGCAGAGCGGCAAGAGCGAGAUCUCGGAGCUCCGGCGCACCAUGCAGGCCUUGGAGAUCGAGCUGCAGUCCCAGCUCAGCAUGAAAGCAUCCCUGGAGGGCAGCCUGGCGGAGACAGAGAACCGCUACUGCGUGCAGCUGUCCCAGAUCCAGGGACUCAUUGGCAGCGUGGAGGAGCAGCUGGCCCAGCUUCGCUGCGAGAUGGAGCAGCAGAACCAGGAGUACAAGAUCCUGCUGGACGUGAAGACGCGGCUGGAGCAGGAGAUCGCCACUUACCGCCGCCUGCUGGAGGGCGAGGAUGCCCACCUGACUCAGUACAAGAAAGAACCGGUGACCACCCGUCAGGUGCGUACCAUUGUGGAAGAGGUCCAGGACGGCAAGGUCAUCUCCUCCCGCGAGCAGGUCCACCAGACCACCCGCUGAGGACUCAGCUCCCCCUGGCCAGCCCCCCAGGAGGCAGGGAGGCAGCCGCCCCAUCUGCUCCACAGUCUCCGGCCUCUCCAGCCUCAGCCCCCUGCUUCAGUCCCUUCCCCAUGCUUCUCUGCCUGAUGACAAUAAAGCUUGUUGACUCAGCUAU